Molecule: messenger RNA, 3336 nt
Organism: Hemicordylus capensis (graceful crag lizard)
Lineage: Eukaryota; Metazoa; Chordata; Lepidosauria; Squamata; Cordylidae
Product: E3 ubiquitin-protein ligase TRIM39-like
Exons: 6
Coding region: 996-2393 (465 amino acids)
Molecular function (GO): protein binding; zinc ion binding
Source: RefSeq, a predicted model, not a curated record
AAUUAGAGAGAACACUGGGUAGAUUGUGCAUCUUGUCACAGGUCACAUGAAAUAGAUGUAAACGGUAUUCACACAACCACUUUUUACACAGUUAUUGCAUUAGCAAUUCAUGUUCUGGGGAAAGCAUUAUAUUUUCCCAGUACAAAAUACUAGGCCUGUGUACACAAUUAACAACAUACAAAGUGCUAGUAAUUACCUUUAAAGCCCUUAACGGCUUAAGAACCCGGUUACCUGGGGUCUUCUGCAUGAUCCCCACCUCACAUUAAGGUCAUUGAGCGAGGUACAUCUUCAAAUGCCGCCAGACUGCAUGGCGGUGACUCGGGACCAGGCCUACUCUGUAGACGGACCUGGGCUGCACAGAUAUUCAUGGCUUAACAUCUGUAUCAGCCUUUAAAAGAGCCCCUACGACACAUUUUUAAGCCUGGCUUUUAAUAACCUUUGAAUAUUUUACAUUGUUUUAAGUCGGCCACCCCGUGCCCAUCCCGCCAAAGCAGCCCGUUUUCUUUCAGAUUAUUCCUCCCAGAAUUUUUGUUGUUCUAGUAAAUUUGGCGCCAUCAUUCUAAGCUGCACCUCUGUACAGAACUUUGCUAGGGCAAUAGUUCAACCCUAUAAGUAACUUGCUGAGAUUAGAUCCACCCAUCCUAGCUACCAAUCUCUUUAUGUCACAUGAUGCUACCUGCCCUCGCCCCAGUGUUCCCACUAAUUUUUUUCAUGUGUGUGCAGAAUGAAUUUUGUUCUGGGUGGCAGUAUCAAGGCAGUGUGUGCAGAUGUGCAUUUAGAGUGGGGCACAUUCUGAUUCUGGAGGAUCUAAAAUUAGCAGAGCAGACAGUAAAUAAAACUUGUGUGUGCACGCCCAUGCACACACCUUAGAGGGAAUACUGCCUGGCACUGUUCCCAGUGACUGAUUAGAACUAAUCGAUGCCCUUUCAGUAUUAAAAGGAUUCCAGAGAGCAGGAAAGCGAAACCGAAGUGAAGUUUUGCUUCCUGACAAAGUCAUGGCUGCUGCUUCGCCUUCAAAACCAGCUCCCAGACCCAAACCCCGCACAGCAGCUGUUUGUGCCCUUUGCGAAGGACCCUUCAAAAACCCUGUGGUCCUCAAGGGGCAGAAAUUCUGCCGCUUCUGUUUUUCUCGCCUGAAGAGGGAGGCCCUUGCCAACCGUGCUUCCUUUAAGGAUGACAGCAAGGCAAAAAGGGAGGCAGACAGAAAGGAAGAAAAGGAAGCAACUGAAGAAGAGGGACAGCAGGGACUAUGUGGGGAACAUGGAGAGAGGCUGACUUGGUUUUGCACCAGGGAAAGAGCCCCCAUCUGUGAAGUCUGCAAGGAAUCGGAGAGCUACGCAUCUCACUUAGCAGUGCCCAUUGAAGCUGCUGCCCAGGAGUACAAGGGAAAACUGCAGCGUGCUGUGAGUCUGCUGGAACAGCAUCUAGAAGAGUCUCUGAAACUGCAGUAUCAAGAAGGAAAGAAAACAGCACAAUGGAAGAAUAAAGUCCACAGCCAGAAAGAGCGAAUCGGUACUGGGUUUAUGAAGCUGUUCAGUUUUCUGGAGGAGGAAGAGGAGCGUCUCCUACAGAGGCUGAAGAAGGAGGAGCGAGCGAUCCUGAAGAGGCUGCACCGAAAUUUAGCACAGCUCUCGGAGCAGAGUUCCUCCCUGAAGCAGCUGGUUGAAGAGAUCAAGGGGAAAAGCCAGAAACCGCCUGCUGAGCUUCUGAAGGAUGUGGAAAAUGCACUGAGCAGGAGUGAAAAUGUGACCCUGCUGGAAAUCGAAGCAGUUCCUACUGAACUGAAGAACUUCUAUAACAUUCCUUGCAUUGACAUGAUUGAAAUCUUAACAAAAUUCAAGGUGGAUAUGUCUCUGGAUCCAGCUACAGCUCAUCCCAGCCUUCUCCUCUCCAAGGAUAAGAAGUGUGUGAAAUAUGGAGGAACAAUACAGAAGCCACCUGACAACAAUGCAGAGAGAUUUGAUACUUAUCGAAUGGUCCUGGGCUCUAAACAGUUCACCUCAGGGAGAAACUACUGGGAGGUGGAGGUGGGGGACAGCACAGAGUGGGACCUGGGAGUCUGUAGGGAAUCUGUGCGCAGGAAGGGCCAGGCAGUCAUGCUGUCCCCCCUGAGUGGCUUCUGGAGACUGUGGCUUCGGCACGGAGACCAGUACAAGGCCCUGAUUUCCUGCCCUACGCCACUUCCCGUGAACGUGAAGCCAACCCGGGUGGGGAUUUUCCUGGACUAUUCUGAAGGUGAGGUUUCAUUUUACAACGUGACAGAGAGAACCCACAUUUACACAUACAUUGGGGCCUUCUAUGGCCCCUUGCUGCCUUUCUUUAGCCCAGGCCGUACGGGGGACCCUUUGUCUGUCUGCCCUGGCCCAAAGGAGGAUACUACUGGAAGCAAGUAGCAAAGGUCUACCCAAGACACAAAACUCUGGACCUUGCCCAGGCACCAGAACAUGGCUUUUCAUGCAGCAUGAAUUUGGGUCCAAACACUAGAGGGAGGCACUAUGCUCCUCAACUAAGCUUCCUGCCUUCACUUCACUUAAAAUUUGCCAGAUAUCCUACACCAUUGCUUUAUUGCAUACGUUUUUAUGCUUGUAUUUUAAAUCUUUUUAGUCAGAUUUGUUUUAUAUUUUAGCUUAAUAUUUUAAUUAUGUCAUUUUUUAUAGUCUUGUUUUUAAUUUUUGUGUAAAGCACCUUGGGAUUGUUUUAAUGAAAGGCGGCAUACCAAUUUAACAAUAAAUAAAUAAAUAGUCAUCCCUAGGUUGUGGAACAUGCUCUCCCUGUGGGUAUAAGAGGCUUAUCUUCUUUGGAGGCUUUCAAGAGAGCCACAAAGACCCUUCUUUUCAGCCUGGCUUUUAAUAAUAUUUAAUUGGUUUAAAGUGCUUUUUAAAAAUGAGUUUUAUGUUAAUAUUUUAACUACUUUUAUUUUAUGUUUUAUGUUAAAUUUUAAAUGGUUUGAAUUUUUAGUGUAAACCACCCGGAGCCAUUCAGGGUGGUAUAUAAAUGAAAUAAAUAAAAUCCUGCACUCCAUUUCAGAAAGAUACUUUAGGAUGCAUAUCAGGCCUCUUUAUGGCAACACCUGCUUACCAUAGAGCAGAUACGUCUUUUCCAGCCAACUUGCAAUCACAGUAAAAAAAAAAAAUCUUAGCAAAUGUCUAGAAGUAAGAAAUUCAAUUUUUCAUACCUAGCAAUUUCGAGAUGUAAUCAGUUUCUUCUUGGGAUGAGACAAUAUCUCAGUGUGAUAAACAGUUCUUCAGUGCUAUCAUUUCUCUCAGUCUCCUGAUCUUCCAUAUGCCCUGUCAUUGUUAAAGUGUUCUGUGUGCAAUUAAAAACCCACAAGCAUCA